AGAUCAUCUGAGAAAAAUUUGCAAUUCUUUAAAAAAUCUUCAAUUUUCUAGUGAAAAACCUUCUAGCAGUGUGAAAUAAUAAUGUAUCUCUCAAGAGUGACCAACGACAGAAAGUUAUAUCUCUGCAGAUGGUAUUUCAGAGCUGGAUUUGCACUGCUCCCUUUUGUCUGGGCAAUAAACACAAUUUGGUUCUUCAGUGAGGCCUUCCGAAAGCCCCCCUACGAGGAGCAGGCACAGAUAAAGAAAUAUGUUCUUUACUCUGCAUUGGGUUCUAUCAUCUGGUUGAUUGUGAUUGUCUCUUGGGUCACUAUCUUCCAAACGCAUCGAGCCGAUUGGGGAGAAUUCGCUGAUAGAAUAAGCUUCAUCAUUCCCCUCGGCAGAGCAUAGACAAUUCCCGGAAAAGUCCACUUUACUAUUUAACCAUGUUUGUCUUUUUUUUAAAAUUAAUCACUUUUAUUUAUAAUAAAGAACAUUG
This is a messenger RNA of Phlebotomus papatasi, 475 nucleotides long. It is a transcript of the gene pen-2, whose product is annotated as gamma-secretase subunit pen-2. Gene Ontology annotation, biological process: Notch receptor processing. Bases 82 to 387 code for a protein of 101 amino acids. The record is from RefSeq and is a predicted model, not a curated record. The transcript is spliced from 3 exons. Gene Ontology annotation, cellular component: gamma-secretase complex. NCBI's taxonomy places the organism in Eukaryota, Metazoa, Arthropoda, Insecta, Diptera, Psychodidae.